CUAUCCCAGGCAAUAGAUGAAGUAUCGCCUCGACACAGAGCAAGCACAGGGCGAGAUUCUGUCGUGGCAUAGGCAAGCUGCGACGUGCGGGCACAUGCUUUGCUCUUCCAUGUCAAUGUCUGGUCCUUGAUCAUCUCUGUAUAGGACCUGACGCACAAUGGUGAACUCAAACCACGUGGUCCGAUGAUUCAUUUCGGAUCCGAACUUUGAGCCAGUACCGCGUAUCGACGAUCGAGAGUAUCUGAUCCAUGUUGGCAUUGACACUUCUUGGACAUCAUCGCAGAAGCAUAGAUGUUGCGCCAGUCAUUUGACGAUUUUCUAGACUUUGGAGGUCCCUCCAGAUCUCGUGGAAGAGGAAGAGGUCGGGGAAGAGGUGGAGGUGGAGCCGGGCCAGGAAGUUUCCGAGGCCGUGGUCAGACUGUUGGGAAUCGAGGCGGUCGAGGUGGGCUUGGGCUAGCACCGCCUGGAGCAGGUACAGGUGGACGAUCUUUCAAAUCAGACUAUUCAGACGUUCAUUUUGAUUACACGACUAUCAACAAACAAGGAUACACCAAAUUAGACGCAUACACCGUCGCUCCGUUUGGGAAUACUUCGACGGAUCCCAGUCACACCCCAAGGAAUAGAUACAAGGGGAAAAACAAAGCCUUUGACUCAAACUUGAAUGAUGACAAAAAUACCCCGUCUGGCUCUACAACUCCAGUCACUGGGCUAGGGUAUCACGGCAGAGGUCAUACGUUUCCCUCCAGUCGUGGAUUCGCGCCUGAUCGAGCUGGUAUCGGAGGUGGCGGCAGACGAGAGAAGCAUCGCUCAGGGGAUACCGUCGGGAAAAUUGGAGUCAGCUGGGGUGGUGGCUCAGCUCCAAUCUUCGUCAAAGCAGGUGAAUUGUUUAAAGAUGGUGAAGUGGAUGUCGUUACGGUGGAGCAGGAUCUUCAAAUCGACGUCAUGCCUAUGAGCGAUCCCUCAGCUACGCAGCUGACUGUAUUACAAGACGAGAUCGAGUUCGAGGUCACUCAAGGUCGGCGCACUUUCGGUCGGAUACAGGCAAAAACGCCGAUACAGUCAGAUCGCUCAACCCCAGAGCAGGCUCAUUCUGAACCUCCUGUACCAGAUAUACAGUUCGUACGAGCUGCGCCAUCUGUCGAUGUUCCUGCAGUCCCAGUCGAUCCGCCUCUGUCGAAACUUGCCGAUAGCCAAGUCAAUCGACAUCUGUUCAGCGUGAACUCUGGCGAUUCUGCGACCGAAGUAGUCGACUUUGCAUCUUUCUUCAUUGACACAGAGCCAUCUGCUAUAUCCGAGAAGCCUUUAUACCAGCCUACCCCUCUCCCAGCGCUGAGGAGAAAGCCAACCGAACCAGCGGAAGAAGAGAACAUUGUCUUUGUACCAAAGAGCCAUUCAAAACCUGAGCCUGUCUUGGUCGAGGAGAGUGUCUUUCCUUCCCAGGCAGCUGCUGCCGGGCAACACGUGUCGCGUGCUCUCGUCAACCCACAUGCGCUGUCCCGACGAGAAAAGAAGGCUCAGAAGAAGGACAAACGAGGUCGUGUCAAAGGCAAGGGAAAGAAGAAGAAUAAACAGGUCACGAUUCAAGAAGGAUCCGACAUUGAUUGGGGAAGCGAUGGGCCGCCCGUCGAUGUCGUGAGCGUUGAUGGGGAUGUUGAGGGAAAAGGCGAAGAGGAUAUGGAGCUCUUGCGUGAUUAUCUUGCCGGGACAUUGUUGAACGCCCAAGACUCCAGCGAAGAAGAAGAUGGGUAUAGCGGGCAAGAAGCCGAAGAACCUGGAGAUGCUGGAGAUGGAGCAGCCGAUACAGGAGAUGGUGAUAUCGAAGAUCUGUCCUCCGGAGAGGAGGACAACCCGUCCCUGGAAGAUGGAAAUUCUUGGGCGGUUGGAUUCGAGACGGAAAGCGAGUCAUCAGACUCCUCUUCGGAGCUGGCUGGACCCAGUAGAGUUCCUCAGAACAAUCCCUACGAUGAGGGGUCUGAGGAUGAGGAUGAAGAUGACAUUGAUGCGAUGUUCAACGGCAGAGAUUCAUGGAACGAGGCGGAUUGGUUCAUACAGAAUAUGGAAGCUGCUUUGGACGGCAGAACUCUAGCCAAGGGCAAGGCGGCGAGAUCUAUCUUCAACUCCGUCGAGAAUGGAGACUUUGGUGACGAGUGGGACCUCAAUCCCGUCCGCAAAGGCAAGAAGAAUCAAAGGAGUCUCAUUCCUCCUGAACUUCAGGGCCAGUGGGAGAGCGAUCGUCAGCGAAAAGCUGAGAAGAAGCGUCAACGCGAGCUUGAAAGACUGGUUGCUCAAAUCGAGCCAACGGCUUUGCGUAAAGGCAAGGGCAAGCUCAAGGGUAACACCAAAGCAGAGCGUGCCAACCUGUCUCGACUCUCGGCCUCAGAAGUCGCCGACAUGUUUGAUCAUCCCGUUCGAGAUGGAAGUGAUCCAGUUGGGAGAAUGAUGAGCUCUCUGCUGUCAGGCGGGUCCUUGGAAGUCGUCAAUCAGGGCAUUCUCCGACUUCUAUCGAGUCCCGGUCGCUCGACGUAUAGUACUGCUCCAAUGAGCAAGGAGGGGCGCAUCAAGGUCCACAUGCUGGCUGAGUGUUACGGCUUGAAGAGCAAGUCGAAGGGCAAGGGUCAUGAACGGUUUACGAUCCUCGUCAAGACAGACCGAUCCGGCUUCUACAAAGCCCUUUACUCGAAAUACAGUGGCGGAGCCAAGAAACGAGGACCAGGAGAUCGCGGUACUUCAGCUCGCAUGCGAGACGGAGAGACUGUAGGGGAAGGAGCCGAUAGGAUCGGUAUGGAGAAUGUCGGCCACAAAUUGUUGAGUCGGAUGGGAUGGGCCGAAGGUGAUAGGAUAGGGAGGACAGAAGGUGGAUUGGAUAAUCCAAUCAUGGCCAUUGUCAAGAAUACCAAGAGUGGUCUUGGAGCAUAAGUGGCUCCUAUCGAGAGAUAAUAUCGGUGAUUGCACGUUGAGUAGUCUCUUGAAGCCUAGAAUAGCAUGACAUCGACGAUGAUGGCAACCCUGUCUAAUCCCCAUUGGUACAUGAAACACAUGGGCAUAUCCACCGGGAUUCCUCCGGUAGAUUCGGGUCGGGCACACCAGACCCUCAAAGGUCUAGGCACACGACGUACAGGUCGAAAGGGUGCUG
Messenger RNA from Kockovaella imperatae, 3133 nucleotides. RefSeq lists its product as hypothetical. The transcript is spliced from 7 exons. NCBI's taxonomy places the organism in Eukaryota, Fungi, Basidiomycota, Tremellomycetes, Tremellales, Cuniculitremaceae. The record is from RefSeq and is a predicted model, not a curated record. Bases 292 to 2916 code for a protein of 874 amino acids. Gene Ontology annotation, molecular function: nucleic acid binding.